GGCCUUCCAACUGGGCAUUGAAGAGAGUAAAACUUGAAAAUUCCACAAAUCGCAAAAAUAUUUAGACAAUAUUAAGACAGCAAUCAUGAACACCAAAGAUUUUGUAGUUCUUCCAUGGGGAAAACCUGGGAAUUCCGUAAAGCUAAAAUAUAAAAAUGCUCGAGAACUGAGGAUGGAGAAAGUACGGUUAGAGUUGGAGAACCAAGAGAUGGAAAAGAAACUACAGGAAUUCCAAUCAACAAGAAACAAAGAAAAAGAAGAAAGAGAGUCAAGUGGAUGUCACUGGAAAUCUGGGCAAGUGGGCAAAUUGGGUAAUCAAUCACACACGAUGUCACAAAUUAAAGGAAAUGUUUUUAAGCUUUCUGCUGGAAAAGUGAAAUUAAAAUUACUGAAGGAGCAGCUUCAAGGGCCAGUGAAACAAUCACUUAAUUGUAAAAUGGCAAAUUCUCCUGAAAGUGAAAAACCCAAGAUAAAAGGGAAAGUUUGCGGACAGUGUGAGAACAAAGCUGCUCUGCUAGUAUGCCUUGAAUGUGGAGAAGAUUAUUGUUCAGGAUGCUUUGCUAAAAUUCACAAGAAGGGGGCACUGAAGUUCCACAGAACAACUCUUUUGCAGGCAAAAUCUCAAAUAUUAUCCAGUGUGUUGGAUGUUGCCCAUCGGUUUAUAAAGGAAGUUAAUCCAGGUGAACUCAAGGGGGAGAAUCAUUCAAGAGAGGAGAUUAAAGUUUCAACAACAAAAAUAGCAGAAUGUACAGAUCCGGGAGAUAGCCCCUUGUGUGAAGAAUCAUUCUAUGAAGAAGCUUCUGCCCAGUCCUUUCAGGAAGUUUUAAAUCAGUGGAGAACUGGAUAUCAUGACGGCAAUGAGAAACAGAACUUACGUGCAGCAAAACCAGACUCAUUGGAAGAAUGUGAAGUACAAACUAAUCUGAAAAUUCGGAGAGAACCACUGAAGAUUGAAUUUAAAGAAGACAGUUUAUCCUAUAUGGAAAAAUUAUGGCUUAAAAAAUACAGGAGAACUCCACAGGAGCAACUUCAAAGCAUGCUACUGGAUACAUUCAAACCUCAAUGUAAAACCCCUAGUGAGGCACAGUGUUCUCAGAAUGAAAAUGAUGAAGAUAGUGAUGUUGAGGAGACCAAAAUACAGCACCCGGCUCUUUUUCUGCCAAUAGAAGAAUUAAAGAUAGAGAGACCUGAAUCAUCUCUAAAAAUAGUCGAACUAGAUGAUACUUAUGAAGAGGAAGUUAAAGAUCCAGGAAACUUCGUGCCUUACAACGUUGAGUUAGCUGAUGCAGACAGUCAGCAAAGUUGCACAUUUCACGAUUAUCAGAAUAGUUUUCUGUAUGAAAAUGACAUCCGUCAACCUCAUGUUUUCACCAAGGGAAAAACAGACCUCUUACAUCUUCAUCUGAGCAAUAGCUCUUUGUAUGGUAAAGAUAACUCAAAAGCAGGAACUUCAAAUACAGAUUUUGACGUCAUUGUGGAUCCUUAUGUUAAUUCUCUUGCCGUUGAAAAAUUAGGAGAAAGCAGCUUUUUGGGAAGAAAUUUCAGAGAGCAAAGUACAGAUGUAGAAAGUAAUGAAAAGUCUGAUGAUUCCUGCAUAUCACUUGGGAGCAAGAAUUCUUUGCCAAAUGUAGAUUUAGAAAAACCUUCCAUUAAGGAGAAAUUAUCUCAUGAUGUCAAAGAAUCUUCGGAAUUUAGCAAUCUGCAUGAGAGGCCAAACUUUGAAGAUUCUAAAACUAUAGAGCCACCACUGUUGUUACAAGAAAUAGCCCUCAGAUGUAAGCCUAUAACUGAACAAUAUCAAGGACUUGAAAGAUUCCUUGUUUUUGAUAAAAAUGAAAGACUCAACUUACUUCCUUCUCAUAGCUUAGAAUGCAGCUGUUCCAGUACUAGGAUUUCAAUUGCAGGGGACAGAGAAUGGAUCCCAGACCAUAGCAUAAGUACAUAUGCUGAGGACAGAGUUGCCCUGGGUGUUCUGCAGAAAGCCCAGAACCCGUCAUCAAGUAGAACUCAGCAGAAGACAGGCCAGACAUCGCAGAGACCUUCAACAGCAAAUUUACCACUUUCCAACUCUGUUAAAAGAAGCUCCAGCUGUCUUUCCUCCUCUCCUCCUCGAUCAAGAAGUGCAGCUGCUCCAUCAUUAUCUAGAGCUGCUUCUGAAAUUUCAGAAAUUGAAUAUAUUGAUGUUACUGACCACAAUGAGCCUUUCUUAGACACCACUGCUGAUCAAGAAACCUUAGACAGUUUGGAAAAAGAAUUAAAUGUGCUGAGAAAUCUUGCAGAUCCUUCAGAAAAACUUUACAACCUAACCACAGAAGAGUUACCAGCCUUCAACAAUCAUUCACUGAAUAUAAGUCAGACUACCCUGGAUUUCCUUAAGACCUCACGUGCAAGGAGCCCCUGUGGAGCUGAGGAACCGAGCUCUUCUGAAAAAGAUACCGAAAUUCAGUCUUUGCUGACACUUUCUGAGAGCAGCACAGAUGAGGAGCAAGAGGAUUUUCUUGACAAGCAACAGGUCAUCACACUGCCGUGGUCCAAGAGCCCCUAAUGAUCAUUUGCUCAUUACUGCUUCCAUUGUAUACCCAGAGUAACGCAAACAACCGAAAAAAGUAACCAAGUGAUUACCUGUCCAGGAGAUUUUGAUUAUUAAUGUCUCUGAUAUUUCAAGGU
This is a messenger RNA of Diceros bicornis minor, 2667 nucleotides long. It is a transcript of the gene ZBBX, whose product is annotated as zinc finger B-box domain containing. The record is from RefSeq and is a predicted model, not a curated record. Gene Ontology annotation, molecular function: zinc ion binding. The transcript has 20 exons. Lineage: Eukaryota; Metazoa; Chordata; Mammalia; Perissodactyla; Rhinocerotidae. Bases 86 to 2545 code for a protein of 819 amino acids. Gene Ontology annotation, biological process: cilium movement. Gene Ontology annotation, cellular component: motile cilium.